Messenger RNA from Nannospalax galili (Upper Galilee mountains blind mole rat), 2480 nucleotides. It is a transcript of the gene Nol11, whose product is annotated as nucleolar protein 11. The record is from RefSeq and is a predicted model, not a curated record. The transcript has 18 exons. NCBI's taxonomy places the organism in Eukaryota, Metazoa, Chordata, Mammalia, Rodentia, Spalacidae. Gene Ontology annotation, cellular component: nucleolus; nucleus. Gene Ontology annotation, biological process: maturation of SSU-rRNA. Gene Ontology annotation, molecular function: RNA binding; protein binding. The coding region runs from base 77 to 2224 and encodes 715 amino acids.
AGUGUCUUUCGCUCUCGCGAGAGUAGGCGCGAGUCCUGCCGGGAGGGAUGCACGGCCGUCCGUAGGCCAGCCCAAAAUGGCCGCCCUGGAGGAGGAAUUCACGUUGUCUACCGGAGUCCUGAGCGCCGGGCCUGAAGGACUCCUAGGCGUGGAGCAGAGCGACAAAGCAGACCAGUUCCUAGUGACCGACGGCGGCAGGACCGUCGUGCUCUACAAGGUUUCUGAUCAGAAACCCUUGGGGAGCUGGUCGGUGAAACAAGGGCAAAUUAUAACAUGUCCAGCUGUAUGCAACUUUCAAACGGGGGAGUAUAUUGUCGUACAUGAUAAUAAGGUUUUGAGAAUAUGGAAUAAUGAAGAUGUGAACCUGGAUAAAGUAUUCAAAGCCACGCUGUCAGCAGAAGUCCAUAGGAUCCACUCAAUACCAGGGGCAGAACCUUUGGUGCUCUUCAGCAGUGGUGCCAUUCGUGGUUUAGAGGCCUUGCUUGCAGAGCCUCAGCAGAAAAUCGAAACUCUUAUAUCUGAUGAAGAAGUGAUUAAGUGGUCAAAGUUUUUCAUGGUGUUUAAGCAUCCUGUUUUAAUUUUUCUUUUCUUUCAGCAUGAAAAUUAUUUUGUUUAUGUACAAAUGUGCAAAUCACAUAGCUUAAGCAAGUACACACUCUUACUUGGAAAAGAAGAAAAAUCUAUUACACCAAAGUUUACUGCGUAUGUGGAUCGGAAAUUCAUCUCUUUGAUGUCAUUAAGCUCUGAUGGAUGUAUAUAUGAAACCUUGAUACCAACAUAUUCAACUGACACAGAAAAAAAUCAGAGGUUAGUUAGAUCAUUGGUGCUCAAGGCUGUUGUGUCUGGUGGUGCUCGAAAUCGAACUACACUCACCAACCUGGAUCAAGACCAUGUGGCAGUCCUAGGACCUCCGCUACCAGCUUCCAAGGAAUGCCUCUCCAUAUGGAACAGAAAAUUUCAAACAUUACAGUCUUCAAAAGAGUUCCCACAAGGAACCAGUGGUCAACUCUGGUAUUAUGGGGAAAUAUUGUUUAUGCUGCAUGGAAAAUGUCUAACGGUAAUUCCAUACAAGUGUCAAGUGUCAUCAUUAGCAGGAGCCCUUGGAAAACUGAGGCAUAGUCAAGAUACAGGCACUUGCUCCAUGCCCCACUUUGUAAACUGGGAAAUGUGUGAGGGAUAUGAACUUGAAUCCCACAGUGCAGCGCAGUCAAGGAGAAUUCUAAGGAGAAAAAAGAUGGAAGCCAGUUUACAGCCAGAAGUUCCAGGAUCUGAACAACUUUUAUCGAUAAUAAAUAAAGACUCAGAAAAACACAUUGAAGUAGAGCUACGUAAAUUUUUGGCCACGUCAACCCCUGACUUUCAUACUUUACUUGGAGAUGUGAUAACAGGACUUCUGGGAAGAUGUAAAGCAGAGCCAUCCUUUUAUCCCCGGAACUGUCUGAUGCAGCUCAUCCAAACGCAUGUGCUUUCCUACAGCUUGUGCCCUGGCUUGAUGGAGAUUGCCUUAGAGCGCGCAGAUGUACAGAUGUUACAACUCUGCCUGCAGCAGUUCCCUGACAUUCCUGAGUCUGCGACCUGUGCCUGCUUAAAGCUCUUCUUAAGCAUUGGGGAUGACAGUCUGCAAGACAUGAGUGUCAGUAUGGAGUCAGUGUUUGAUUGUAGUGAUACCAUGCAAGAUGAGGAAAUGGAAGAGCAAACUGAAGUUGUUCAGAAUGGCUUCAGUCCCAAAGACAGUAACUGCAGUAACGAGAAUCAGGAGUUAAGUGAAAAGCCUGGAGCAGCAAAGACAGUCUCGUGCCCUGUGACACCAAAGCGAGCAGCUCUGCUAAAUGGAAUUCUACAUUCAGCCUAUAGUGAGACCUUCCUUCUGCCACACUUGAAGGACAUCCCUGCACAGCACAUCGUGCUACUUCUCCAGUAUUUGAAUUUCCUCUACCUCAAGUGUAGUGGGAACGCCGCCAUGACUCUUCCUGGAGUAAACCCUCCAACCCUGAGCCAGAUUAUGGAUUGGAUAUGCCUACUUCUAGAUGCUAAUUUUACUGUUGUCUUAAUGAUACCAGAAGCAAAAAGACUGUUGACUAAUCUUUACAAGUUUGUGAAGUCUCAGAUAUGUGUCUAUUCCGAGCUCAACAAGAUUGAAGUGAGUUUUCGGGAGCUCCAGAAGUUGAAUCAAGAAAAGAACAGUAGAGGACUGUAUUCAAUUGAAGUUCUAGAACUCUUCUGAUAUUAGCAGCUUUGCUUUGUGGAUGUUCUCUGUGAAUACUUCCUAUUCAUCCAGGGGAGAAAGUUUUCUUUGUGACCGUCAGUGUCAUGAAAAGAGUAUCUGUGUACCUGGACUCUUGUGUUGGUCCCCCUAAGUGGGACUGCAGGUUUCCCAGGAGCCCAUUCCCUGGGAGGAGUUUGUGAAUGUUUUUUUAAAUAUGUAACUGAACUGAUUUUAAGUAAACUUAUUUGUAUACUGAUAAAAGCCUAAUUUCUUA